This is a messenger RNA of Lingula anatina, 6252 nucleotides long. RefSeq lists its product as uncharacterized. Gene Ontology annotation, cellular component: postsynaptic specialization; glutamatergic synapse. Gene Ontology annotation, molecular function: molecular adaptor activity. NCBI's taxonomy places the organism in Eukaryota, Metazoa, Brachiopoda, Lingulata, Lingulida, Lingulidae. The record is from RefSeq and is a predicted model, not a curated record. Gene Ontology annotation, biological process: signaling.
UUGGUGUAUUUGUGUGGAUCAGUUGAAAAGAGGUUGACUUCAGCCUUUGGUGCUGCGAAGUCAAAUGUAAGAGUCCUUAAGGAAGUUGAGUGGCAUCCUUACCACAGGUAUCACAGAACUUUUUUUCUCAGCACGACAAAUAUUUUAUGUCGUGAAAACUGGUCACAUCUUAUUGAUUUUAACCCCAUGCACAUCAGGGCUGUAGAGGUUGGAUCCAAAUUUGACUCGAGUGUAAAUGUACCUUUGGAGUAGAACUCUCUCUAUCCAUAGGUGGUAUAGUGUUUUGCCAGGGGCUGAUCCCAAUGUAACAUGUUGGAUGGUGACAUACAGUUGGUGACACAUUGUGGCAUACAUAUUUAUUACAAGUCAGUGACAUAGUUGUUGCUGCAGAUGGCAGGCUGGAUGAAGCUCUCUCUCUUGUGAACAUUACAAGAACAUGAGUGGCACUUGAUGGAGAUAACCACAACCAACGGGACCACUACCGCUAGUGAGAUUGGCCACUCCCAGAAGCGCUUCAUCUCUCCUGAGAGAGCAGACUCUUCCCUUGUGCCAGAUGGAGAAGAUGCUAGCACGCCCAAGGGCAGGUUUAUUUCACCAGAGGGCUCUCAUUGCAAUGCCAGCGUGGUAGUCGUGGAUUCUGUGCCUUAUUCUGUAGAUGACAAGUCCCAGAAAGCAAGGUUCAUUUCUCCAGAUAAUUCACAAACCACAGUUAUGAAUACAGCAGAGCAGGAUUCGUUCCAGGGAGAGUUAGUUGGGACUGCACAUUAUGCUUCCUCACCAGAGCUCUUAGAGAGUGGUAGUGCUCCUGUCACAGCUGUGGGUGACAGUGCUGGUGACAGUCAUUUAUCACAGGACCAACGCCCUGCUCAGCAGUCACAACCUGACGGCAAUGAAACAGGUGACAAGAAUGUUAAAAAUAAAAACAUCUCGGGCGAGGCGACCUCAACAAAGUCUCGCAAACCCGUGACACGAAGAAGGUCAAUAAGGUCAUUGAUAAUGCAAAAAUCUGAUAGCUCAGAGAAAGUGGCGCCACCUCCUGGAGAUGGAACCCCAGCUGAGCACCAAGCCGUGAAUGGCGGGGUCGCCAGUGAUCAACGUAGUGGGAGUCAUAAACUUAAAGCAAAUGUGGACAGAAAGUCCAGUAAAAAAGCUGCGGGACAAAUUAAGGUGAAUAUUGAAAAGGAGUAUGUUCACGAAACAUCCUUGACCUAUUUACAGGCCAUGGAGCAAAUACUCCAGGAAGCUGAUGAAGACGCUUUAGACCAAAUUAUCCAAGAAAUCUCGUCAGUGAAACAGAAAAGACAGUCCAGCAAACUAGACUCUAGUAUGGACGUGAAGGUUCCUGCUGAGAAACCAUUAGAACUAGACCACGAGCACAUGGUGUUGGAGUCGGAGCCUCCCACAGAGUCAUCUGGAAUCGCCAGUAUGGAUAUGUAUGAGGAGGACAUGAAGAAACGGGGCAGUAGUCUCCCAGCUGGGAUGAUGCUGCAGUCGGCGAAGCCUUACUCCAAGAGUAUGGAGUUAUCCUACUCAAGUGUAUCGCCACCUUGCCUGAAGAGCUCCCCCAUCACACAGUAUGAGGGACAAGAGCAUGGACAGUUAGAGUUUACCUAUGAGUCUAUGUCAAAUGAGACACUGGACAGCCAUGGUGGCGAUGACUUGACCAAGGGGUACAUGUAUGGCUAUAGCUCCACACCAGCAAGACCUGAUGAACACGAACAUCCUUUGGUUGGGGGAUUUGAACAAGAUAAUGGCAUAAUAGAAGGUCAGGUGGAUAGCUUUGAAGUCAGCACUCAUAAUAAACCAUCCCAGGCCAAUUACUCAACCCGCAGUGCCUCAACAUUGCCUGCUUCCACUAGCAAGCCUCCCAUCUCAGCAAAACCCUCCUCGGUUUCAGCCAGUCAUGUUCUUCCAUCAGGUCACCACCUACCAAAGCGACAAAUGAGAAUCCCAGGAUACGUCCUCUCGGCUAAAAAUAUCCAGGGGGCACCACUCAACACUAAGAAAACGACCCGGUACGUCUCCCCACCAGAGGCCAAAUCGGUGACCCUGCCCAGAGCGUGGGCCGAUGAGGAGGGGCAGCCUGAUCCCUCCAUAGUGAGAUCAGGAGAGGAGGAGAAGGAAAUUCCAUCUGCGUUACUUCAGAGAGGUCAUGUGUUGAAGAAGGUGGGCGUAUUCGAACAGGUGGUGACCCGUCACACCACAUCCCAGGGGCGACUGCAAGGGCGGCCCCCAGUACCUCCCAAGGUGAAGAAGCAGGGCUCGCUGGAAGGGUUUGGGAACAGAGUGGCUCUGGAGAGGUCCGAGGAACAGGAGGAAAAUGGAGACAGGCCGAUACCUGCCAGGAGAAAGCACAUCAAACAUAUAGGAGAGGAUGCAGAAGAUGGAGAUGCCACAGGUGAAAACCACAGACCACCAGAGGGCUCUGAUUCCAAUACAAGCCACCAUUCCGAUGGCUAUUCCUCAGUGUUACAGACCAGUAUUCCCACAUCUGAUGCAGAUAUGUCAUCAAACCAGUCACACUCACAAAAGUCUUAUUUGAGACUCAGUGUGUCAUCUGCGGGUUAUAAUGGUCACAGCAGCUACGGCUCGGACUUGAAAGCAGUUGACAUUGAUACAGACUCUAAAGCUGAAAGGGAACAAUGUGAAGGUCAGGAGGAAGUCAUUGGAGGUCAUGUUGAGACCUCAGGUCAAGGCCAAGUGGAAAGUGAAAGUGAAAGUAGGCAUCUUCAGCAAAAUGGAUACUCAGUUGGAAUUGCAUACACAAGGACUGAGAUAACAGACGAUAAUAAACACGACGAUGUCUCUGCAGUAGUUUCAGAGGAGUCAGUUUCCCAGGAGAACGGUAGUGAUUUAAACGCGGGACAAGAAGUCCAUCAGUCAGACUCCCAGGACUCUGCCACGUCGGCAUAUAGUGAUUUAACAGACAUGCUGGCAGCUGACAUUGUCAAUGAACAAAUAAGGAACGUUUAUGCUGAUUUACGACAGCAACAAAAACAGCAGCAAUUACAACAACAACAACAACAACAACAACAACAAAAUGAUGAAGUGCAUCCAUCGUCUCAGGAACAUGAACAGGAACUCAGUGUAGACUUUACCCAUGAGGGUGACGUUGAAGAUGUAGCUGCCAACUGUGAUGUGCCUAAAACAAGUGAUUCCUUGGACACUAGUGACCUUAACCAAGACCAAAUGACCAGUGAGAAUCACUUAAAUUCGUGUGCGGAACAAGGGGAAAGUACACCCAACUCUGAAGCUCUGAUAACAAGGGAACAAGAUGAAGAUGAAAAUAGACAGGAGGUGAUAGACAGUGUAGGUGAAAAGGGAGAAGACAAUUUUGCCAAAGAUGCCGAGGAAAGUGAAAGUGAUGAGUUGGUAGAAGAUGCCGCUGAGAGGAGGAAUGGCACAGAAUGUAAUGAUGAGACAGAUGAGGCUGUGAAGCUGAGAGAUAUUGUAGCAGGGACCAUACAGGAGUCCACACCUAAGAAGGAUGGCCACUAUUUCCUGAAUGCGAUGCAUGAAGAGGAGCGUCGUCUGCAGCACUUGUGUGACCUGGCGGAGGCUGACCUGCAGCAGGAGGACCUCUCUGAUGAUGUGGCUGGAAUCCUGAGAGCUGCCACUGGGAAAGCACACCUCAUGCUUCACUUAAAGUUUAAACAGUUUGGGGAGCUGUGUGAGAAAAAUUUGAGCCCUGAUCCAGAUGAUCCAUUUGAGACACGAGGAGGAGACCUUGCUGGGUUCUGGGAUAUGGUAUUACUUCAGAUCGAGGAUUUGGACUCCAUGUUUGUGCAGAUUGAUCGAAUGCGUGCCAGUGGAUGGAGGGACAUGCCAGAGGAAAAGAAUGACGACGUGACACCACUUAGUGAUGAGAAAAAAGAACCUUGUUCCGUCCUCCAUUUAGAUGUGGAAGAGGAAGAGAUGUCUUCCAAAGUCAAAACUCCAGUGAAACACUCACCAAGGUCGAAGACUCCAAGAUCGGAGGCUGCCAAAAAGCGCGACGAGGCACGCAAACGCAUGCUGGCAACCAAACGCAAGGAAAUGAGAAUACGAAGAAGUUCCAGUGGAGAUGAAGAGUUUCUGGAAAUAUUUGUUCCUGAGAAUGUUCAUCCACCUCUUUGAACCUUUCAUCGUCAAGGAGAGAAUAUGUAUUGGAACCAAACUAUUUAAUACUGAUACAUAACUGGGAAAUAUUAAAUUAUACAGCUAUAUACCAUCAAUUAUUGCAGUUAGAAAAAGUAGAAGAAUUUUGUACAUCUUAAAGAAGAUAUUUAUUUUCUACAAAAGGGGUGUGUGAAUAGCCCUUCCAACUCCAGUGUAUGUAAGGGUAGUCAAGCUGGAGCAGCAUAAAUUAAAUUCAGGAAAAAGUAGGGAAAGUUUUCAUUAAUUCUGAAUGAGGGUGGAUGCUUACAUAAUAUGUCACAUUAAGUUCUUGCUUUUGAAAAAGAAAUAUGAUUUGUGCAUUUUUGAACAAAGAAAAAAAAAUUCCCUUAUUGUAGAAGAAAAAUAGAAUUAAAAAAAACUUUGUGUUGCUAUAAGUCACUACAUUUUUAACACCAUUAUUUUAUACUUAAAACCAUAAAAAAGGAAAUAUUAUAAAUCAACAUACAAAUAUACAAAUACAUUUUUUCACUUAUUCACAAUGCAGCUAUAACACUUAGAAAAACAAUUGUUCACUAAUGAUAAGUUUUACUCAACUGUUAAAUACUAGUGUAUAUAGCUAUAUAUAUAUAUAUAUAUAUCAUAUAGUGUAUUAGCACCUGUUAUUUUUACUCUGAAAUGAUAUUUAAGUAUACUUUUACUUUAUGUAAAGUGGAAUGGGUGGAAGACAGCUGGUUAUUAUGUAUUAUAUGCUUAGCAAAACCUUGGCAUUGUAAUCAGGCUGGGGUAAUUAGUGUAUAUCCCUAUGGGAGAGUGAAGAAAUGCAGUUAUUGAAGUGAUUGUGUUAGAUGUGCAAACUUUGAAACCCAGGAUUGUGUUAUUUGCACAACUAAAGCAAUGAAGUAAUAGAUGUGGUUUAAAGACCAAUGUAAAGAAACUCUAGAAUCCGUGUAACAGGCAUUCUGCCCUCCAUUAUAUUUGUACAGGUUUGGGUAAGUGUGAUGUAAUUGGGUCGAGAUCUAAGAGGGGCUGGUUAAAAUCAAGUGGAAGUGGACUUCCUAUUUCAGCAGACCCUCAGACACCUGUAUUGCUCUACAAGUGUGUGGUUUAAAGCUAGAUUCUCCAUGAAAUUUCAUUGUUUGUGGACAAAGAAAAUAGCAUCCAUAUUUGAACAUAUUUAGCCUAAAAAGGAGAAAGAAAACGUGCAAAUAGAUCUUUUGUAGUCUCUUCAUCUUGCCUUAAGGUGGAUUUAAAGAAUUAAAUGGCAUUUGCCAUAAGUUUGUUGCUAAUGAACAAUAUUAAGAUUUAAUGCAAUCCGUAUAAUGUUGAUAUUUAUUUUACUCCAAGUUUUCAGUUGUAUACUAGUCCGUAACAUAAACCUCAGCCAGUAUAUAAACAUAUAUGCAAUGUUUUUGUAAAUUACUAGGCACUACUACUUUUUUUAUUUAUUUUUUUUAUCUCUACAAACUAAUUGUAAGGUUGGGUGUUAAUGCUAUCAUUUUACAACUUUGUCAGUGUCUUUGUUCUUCCUUGCUUUAAAAGGCUAUAGAAAUGUGAUAGAAGACCGAAGAAUGCCUCCACCAGUUAAGAAAUAGAUUGGUAAUUUUGGUUGGCCAUAUUCCAAGCAUGACUAGAAAGCAGGUUCCAUUUAUAUUUACAGUGAAUGAAAGAGAGAAUGUUGCCAUUGGUUAUAAAAGGAAUAUUACUAUAAAUGAUUGGUCUACUUUAUUUGAAUGUCUUACAUCACAGAAAUCCCUCUGUGCUGCAUAGACUUCUGAAGAACCACUUAUAAGUUAAUUAUACUAUAUUUAUUAAUUAAUAUAGAGCACUUUAUACUGUAUCAGGGUUUAUCCACCAUGUUGGAUUCCCAGAUUUUGUAGGAUUUUAUCGUGAACCAGUCAUGUUCUUGCGUGCAGGGGAUUAUUUUAUUUUGGGGGAUUAUAACCAUACCCAGCCUACCCACAUUUAUACCAUUGUUCUAACAUGAUUACUAUCAAGGAAGUAAAUUUGGACGUGGUAGCAGUUUCACCCCUUUCCUCUAGUCAAAUUGACAUCGAUUUCAAGUUCAGGGACAGACACUUGCCAGUGUGUUAUUUCACCACGAGAACCAGUGCAACUCUGAUCUGACCAAGAAAUGAAGGACACUCUGUUUAACAG